Molecule: messenger RNA, 489 nt
Organism: Puma concolor (puma)
Lineage: Eukaryota; Metazoa; Chordata; Mammalia; Carnivora; Felidae
Source: RefSeq, a predicted model, not a curated record
AUGAAUAACCAAAGAGUAACUUAUGCAGAAUUGAAUGUGUCUAAAUACUCAAAGAGGCAGCAAAUAAAACCUAAGGGCACUAAAACUUCCAUUUUGAUAACUGAGCAGGAAAUAACCUAUGCAGAACUAAACCCUCAAAAUGCUUCUCAGGAUCUUCAAGGGAAUGAUAAGAACUAACACUGCAAAGAUUUACCAUCAUCUCUGAAGAAGCUCAAGGCUGGGAUCCUAGGAAUCAUCCGCCUUAUCUUGAUAGCCACUGUGGGUAACUGUGUAAUACCAGAGCAGAAUAAUUCUUCCCUGGUAACAAGGAUCUAUAAAGUGUAUCAUUGUAGUUAUUGUCCAAAAGAGUGGUUAACGUGUCCCAACAAUUUUUAUUACUUUAAUUUUGAAGAAAAAACACAACACACAUGGAAUGAGAGUUUGAAGACCUGUGCUUCUAAGAGCUCUAACCUGCUCUACAUCGAUGAUGAAGAGAUAAUAAUUUUAUAA